Messenger RNA from Oldenlandia corymbosa var. corymbosa, 153 nucleotides. Lineage: Eukaryota; Viridiplantae; Streptophyta; Magnoliopsida; Gentianales; Rubiaceae. The record is from the annotation of a GenBank genome assembly.
UGUAGUAAUUCACUGUCAUACAAGAAAAAGUUUGUUGCUCCAGCAUUUAGCAAGCAGCAAAAUGGUAGAUCUGGAACGAGGCGGUGUUUUGUGAAGGAGCUAGUGACUUACAUGGUUAUGGACGAUUUGGUGGUAGACCUAGGGAUCAAUGAG